Centrocercus urophasianus (Greater sage-grouse) is the source of this 1053-nucleotide messenger RNA. It is a transcript of the gene CUNH6orf163, whose product is annotated as chromosome unknown C6orf163 homolog. The transcript has 5 exons. Bases 1 to 1053 code for a protein of 350 amino acids. NCBI's taxonomy places the organism in Eukaryota, Metazoa, Chordata, Aves, Galliformes, Phasianidae. The record is from RefSeq and is a predicted model, not a curated record.
AUGAUCAGAAGCACAGAUUUGGAUUCCUUUGUUUGCUGCGCUGUAUGUUCAAAAAUAAUUCCACCGCCACCUUCUAACGCUACUUUUGAUCGGAUUCGGGAGUACAAACCUUUCAGGACACGGUACUACACUCAUCGUGAUAUACUGGAGAUUGGUGCAAGCAUUCAACAAGAGGAGCGUGAAAGGAAGGAAGCAGAGAUACAAGAACGCAUUGAGAAAAUGAAAGCUGAGCUUUGGUCUCAGGCUGAACAGUACAAAGAAGAUGCAGUGGAUAAAGCUCUCACGGAGGCAACUGCUAACUACAGUGUGUGUGUACAAGACCUUAAACUAAAAUUUGAGAAGGAAAUAAGGGAAGUGGUGAGGAAGGCAAAGGCAGAGAUGAAGGAGUACAUGGAGGAGGAGAAGAGGAGAGAGACUGAAGCCGUAGAGAAGCACAUGGCUCACAAGCUCCAGUGUGCCCUGCUGGAGUGUGCCAAGGAGAAGAUGCAAGCCGUGGCCGAAGCCAGGAAGCAGGAGAGGGAGGUGGCACUGAGUGAGGCGGCCAUGCAGCACAGAAAGCACAUAGAGCAGCUCAAAGAAGAAAGCAUGUUAGCUGAGGAACUAUAUCGUAAGACUGUAGAGCAAUUAAACAAAGGCAAAUGUAAUGAGAUGAACGUUGCCCUGAGUAUCAAACAAAAAGAGAAUCAGAUUGAAAUGGAAAAACAGAUGAAAGAAUUGAAGACUGUACAUCUUGAUGAACUGGAAAAGGUGAUGAUUACGCUGAGAACAGCUGAAGACCAGGUAAAGGCUCUUGAACAAAAACUGGAAAGGAUGAGAGCUUGGAAGGACAGCCUGGAAACUGAAAUACAAGCAACAAGACAAGCUUUUCAAAAAUAUAUUGAUGCAACCUUUCCUAACCUGUCCCCAGGACAAGCAGAUUUUAUUCUGCCAUUCAGAACAACAUUUGAACCAAAGGACAUCCCAAAAGAGGCAGAAGGCAAUGGCAAUGAAUGUAAGAGACCUGGCACUGAGAGUAUGAGGGUCACAGCCAUGAGUAAACAGCACUUCAAGUAG